Messenger RNA from Nothobranchius furzeri (turquoise killifish), 1345 nucleotides. It is a transcript of the gene rpp25l, whose product is annotated as ribonuclease P/MRP 25 subunit-like. Gene Ontology annotation, molecular function: RNA binding. Lineage: Eukaryota; Metazoa; Chordata; Actinopteri; Cyprinodontiformes; Nothobranchiidae. The record is from RefSeq and is a predicted model, not a curated record. Gene Ontology annotation, cellular component: ribonuclease MRP complex. Gene Ontology annotation, biological process: tRNA 5'-leader removal.
GAGUUUACGACAGUUUUUGUGGUUUUACGGUAACGUAACCUGUUGUGGUAAACAUGCGGACUCGGAGCAGUGUUCAGUAGUAAAAGGAAAGAAGUAAAGGUCAAAAUGACAAACGACAAAAAUGUCUAGAGCAACCUCUGUUACGCAGAUGGAGAAUUACGGUAAAGCGCGGACCGUAGAGCGGCCUUCAGUCUGUCCGUUUACCGACCUCUGCCCCGACACCCCGGAGGUGCGAGUUAAAGAUGGAAGCAAGAUCCGCAACCUGCUGCGCUUUGCUCUGAGUCGCCUGGAGGCCAGUCCCUCACGAGCUGAGGAGGAGGGACGGCCCACACCUGAGGAAGGAAGCGAAGAACCACCGGGCCGGCCGCUCUGUAAACAGAUCGUGUUUACCGCCGUUGGGAAGGGUGUCUCCAAAGCCAUCACCUGUGCAGAGAUUGUGAAGCGGCGCCUCAAGGGGCUCCACCAGGUCACCAAGCUCACCUACAGCUCCGUGGUGGAGGUGUGGGAGCCGCUGGAGCCUGCUGCCGGCCUCGACAGCCUCACCGUCAACAGGAACCUGCCUGCCAUCUGGAUCCUCCUCUCCAGGGAGCCACUGGACUCCAACCAGCCAGGAUACCAGGCGCCCGGCCGCUAUGACGCCCUCUGGGCUCCGACCGCCAGCAAGGAGGAAGGUGGCGGGCCAACGGGACAGCGAGCUGGACACCGCAGGAAGAGAGGAGGAUGGGGAGGAGGACGGGGAGGAGGCAGAGGCAGAGGGAAGGGGACCGGCCGUUAAAAUUAACGCUCUGGUCAAGCACCAGAAGGACACAGGUGUUUCUACAGCAUGUGGACAUGUAGGGACACUGGGAGGUUUAAACUGGUUUAGUUGGUUUUAAUAUAAGGAGGUAGAGGAGUCUGCUCCAAACCAAAUGUUUAUUUGGAUUUGUUUUUCUAAGAAUGUUUUAUCCAACUUUCCUUCCCACCAACAUGUAAGAGUUCAUUAAUGUCAUCCAUCUUCCAUCGGAAUCUGUCUGCACGACCCAUUUAAAGUCAUCCAGAUGUUUGUUGCUCAAACAGCUGUAAUCUGAUGAGGGUUUUCAUAAAGUUACAUGAAGGUCUGCGUACAGCUCAGAUUGUGUUGCACGGUGCUGUGUUCAUAUUGUCUGUGACCUUUUAACCGAGGACGAACAUGAACGCACCACGGUAAAGAUGGUGUUGAAGAGGACGGCCGCUCUAAGCUGACAAAUGUUUCGGACAAACCAAACCUCCUUCAUGCUGAAGAGUUGUUGAUAUUUUGGUGUUCAUCAUAAAGGAGAGCCAUUUGUGUGAUAGUCACGUAGAAAAUAAAGCUUUCUUUGGCGUGCAA